UCUUGUAUGAUUUCCAGUGUGUAAAGAAGAACAGAAUUACCACAAAGCCAAAACUGACCAAGACGUAACACUUCCGUGUUCUAGGUCCUGGGAACCAGUAAGCUCUGGUACACAGCGAUACGUGACGUCUUUACGUGACGUCAACCUUCUCGCCCAGCUUGGUCACAUGACCACGAAGCAAAACAAUUGUUUUGGCAAAGAUCCGGAGAGAAAAGGAACCGUUGAUUUUGUCGACGUUCAGUUGAAUCUUUUCAUUUUCGGCAAGUUCGUUUGCUCAGUAGUAUUCCGUCAAAAUAACUUACGGUGGGACCCAUACUAAGCUUGAUACCACUUGAAAAUUAAGCUUAUGCGCGUUUGCAAUCGUCUGGAAACUACCAGACUGCACUGGCCCAGAGUUUGAAGGGUGAACAGAAUUUUAAACAUAGUUUGGCUGUUUAAUUGCAUUUGAAGUAACGACUGUCUUUUGCUGUAAUCACUUCAAAGGAGCCUGUCUAUCGCCACGACUUCUGUGUUAACCUAGUUCACUGAAAAAGAAACUGAAUUCGUGCCAAAAUUUUGCUGCGUGCACUUGAAGACUUGUUAGGCGUUGUAAAAGUGGAAUGUUUGACGUUUAGUUUAAACUUGGAAGCAAGAGAUCAUAUAUCGACAGAAAGGACUUUAAUUCAAAAUGGCAAAAGACAGAGGAACUGAUGUGGAAAGGACUAAAGCAACUGCUUUGGAGGAAGCUCCCCCAAGACAGAAUCGUAAUGAUGAUCGACGCUUCUCGCUCAGAAGGAUUUUCGGACGCUCCAAGACGUACAAGGGGGAAAAUUCCUCGGACAAAUUUACGCGAAAAAACAGUACAGAUUCGUUAGCGAUCUGCCCUGUUUGUUACGCUAUGAGGUCGAAAUCUCUGUUCCCAGAAAUUUCCACUUGCGAACACAGAUCUUGUUUUGAGUGCUUGAGGCAGUACAUGACAAUCGAAAUUAAUGAGUCAAGAGUGAACUUAACUUGCCCUGAGUGUUCAGAAAGAUUUCAUCCCAAUGACAUCAAGGUAAUUCUCAAUGAUGAUAUCUUAAUGGCAAAAUAUGAUGAGUUCACUCUUCGUAGAACCUUAGUUGCAGACCCAGAUUGCCGCUGGUGCCCAGCUCCAGAUUGUGGGUUUGCCGUCAUUGCAUCAGGUUGUGCUAGUUGCCCCAAAUUGCAAUGUGAACGACCUGGUUGCAACACUGAAUUCUGCUACCAUUGCAAGCAAAUCUGGCAUCCUAACUUGACAUGCGAUGCUGCAAGACUUCGACGUGCUACUCACAUUAAAUCAAUUUCUGGAUCUGAAGGACGUAAUUCAAAUGGGUCUGAUGACAUGAAACCAUGCCCGCGUUGUGGAGCUUUUAUUAUAAAGAUGGACGAUGGAUCUUGUAAUCACAUGACUUGUGCAGUGUGUGGAGCAGAGUUUUGUUGGAUGUGCAUGAAAGAGAUUUCUGAUCUCCAUUACUUAAGCCCUUCUGGCUGUACAUUUUGGGGUAAAAAGCCCUGGAGUCGCAAGAAAAAAAUCCUUUGGCAGAUGGGAACUCUAAUAGGUGCACCCCUUGGAAUUGCUCUUGCUGCAGGGGUGGUGCUUCCUGCUAUGGUGAUUGGCAUUCCUGUUUAUGUUGGAAGACAGGUCCAUGACAAGUACGAUAAACCAUAUCAAUCAAGGCGGAAACGUAACUUUGCAAUUACUGGAGCAGUAACACUGUCCAUCCUCGCAUCACCCAUCCUGGCAGCACUAACGGUUGGUGUUGGUGUGCCCAUUGCUCUUGGUUAUAUUUAUGGUGUAGUGCCAGUUUCCCUUUGCCGCAGUGGAGGCUGCGCCACAGUAACAAACAUUCGAAAUGGUAAAGGGGUGAAUCUUGAGUUUGAUGAGGAGGGAGAACCUGCUACAGCAGGAGGUACAGGAACAUUUGGUACUUCACAGUCCAGCAGUAGGAGCAGCAUGCGCGGCGCCGACAAAGGAUCCACAACGGGGGUAGUGACAGUUGUGGCUACCGUCAACAAUAGGGCAGCAGAUACUGAAAGCGGCAAACAGCCCAGCAUCAGUAUGAGUCAAGACUGCUCCAGUUUAGACAGUAGCACUAUUGGUCCAAGAGGUGUAGGAGAUGGAGACAGCCAUGCGUCGCUCAUCCCUGGACCAAGAAGCUGUACGGUCAGUAUUGCAAGCAGCUUUGAUAAUUUCAACAUCAAUGCUUGUGACGGCAUAGCGGCAUCUUCGUCGAUUGCUGAAGCCAUGGUCAUGGAAGGUGACUUUAUAGAUCGGACUUCUGUUACAACUAUCUCUCACCAGGAAAGUACUGUAGAUAAGGACAGUUUAUCAGUGUUGGAAAGUGUUGGCAGUAAUGAAGACGAUUAAUCACAUCUUCCCAACAAGUAGUAAGCCCAGCAUGUGGUAUCAAAUAUUUAUUUUAAUUUGUAGCUUAAUCCAGAAGGUUACCACUGAGAAAAAAAGGGAAGAUUAAUCAGUAAUACAAGAUAUUCAAUAUUUUUCUUAAUUUCAAACAUUGUAUGUACAAUAAUGCCUUAUAGUUUGUUAUGGAAAUUUGUGUCCCUUUUUGUUUUGUACACAUGUAAUAUAUUAACCCUUAAAAAGACAAUGCCAGUAACAUGAGCUGGCAGUGAAUUUCAUUUAACAGUCCAGCUACGUGUAAGAAGGAAUUUAUAAAAUGCAAGAGGGAACUUCAUCACAACAUCCAACACUCAAAAGAGGAAACAAAAACGACCCUUAGUUACAUUAUAGGUAUUGGAUAUUGCGGUGAAACACUCUGUCAAGUGGCUGAUUGCCUGUAACACAAGUGAUAGACUAGAGUAGAAAGAGGGCAUAGAUGGGUCAGAAUAAAAUCUGCCAGAUCACCAAACGUUUUGUCAUGACUGUCUUCAUUUUAACUUGAUGAAUUAUUAAUGAGUUUGAGGGUAGCUUGUCUUAACUCUGUAAUAUACAUAUAAAAAAAGUUCCCUUUUAUUUUUGUGUUAAUAGUUAGACAGCUCUUUUGCUAUCAGUUAUUGUACAUUUUCAAGUGUUUUUUCAAUAUUGUAUAUAUCAAACCUAAAAAUCAUUAAUUCUGCUCAAAAGCAGAUUCACAGACCUGAAACUUCAGGGUCAUUUUUUGUUUCAACUAUUUUAAUAGUUUGUUUCUGAGUGACAAACAUUUGCUCAAUGCAGUUGUUUGGAAUCUGUUUACAAGUUGUUUCCUUUUGCAAAUAGAUAGUUAAGAAAUGUUGGUACAAAAUAAAACAUUAUGCAGUCCUAUUACUAGCAAGUGUCAAGCUAGGUGCUUUGCUCUGGUCAUAGUUUGCUGAAAUAAUUCUUUUUUGGGAAGGCGGCGGGGGCUCGAAGUAGUCAUGAAGAGGAAACAAAUAAGUCUGAAAUUUUAAUUAAAAUUAUGUCAAUCUUGCUUAAAAUUUUGAACCUUCCGUCUGUCAAGAGUAUAUCUCAGUCUGAUCAAUAUUGUGCAAUUUCCAUAUUCUUAUUGUGAACAAUUUAUUUGCUUAAUUUUAUCCCAACUAUUAUCUGUACGAAUCAUUUUGAAAAAUGCCCAAAAGUUCUUAAUAUAUAUUAAGUCAAAAAUAACACGAAUUCCUUUGUUUUGGGGUGGGUGCUGGUUUUUCUGAUGCUGAGUUUUUGCUUGUGUCUUCAUUGAAUAUCACAGAUAACAAUUAUAUUAAUGUGAUUGAUUAUUCAAGUUUCAAGGCAUGAAUAGAAGUUAAAAGUUUAUGACAUUGUGUUGUGUUUUUCUGUAACUAUUUGUACAUAUUGAAUCUCAGUCUUGUAAUAAAAUAUAGCAUUUGCGGUGAAGUAAGCAUUUCACCUUGUAAAUACAGGUGCUAUUAAUAUCUAUUUGUCUUGACAUUACUCAAAUAAAUGUUUGUCAAAUAAAGCUAAUUUUUCAUCUA
Orbicella faveolata is the source of this 3903-nucleotide messenger RNA. RefSeq names its product E3 ubiquitin-protein ligase RNF19A-like. NCBI's taxonomy places the organism in Eukaryota, Metazoa, Cnidaria, Anthozoa, Scleractinia, Merulinidae. The record is from RefSeq and is a predicted model, not a curated record. Gene Ontology annotation, molecular function: zinc ion binding; ubiquitin-protein transferase activity. Gene Ontology annotation, biological process: protein ubiquitination.